Indicator indicator is the source of this 1023-nucleotide messenger RNA. RefSeq names its product leucine rich repeat containing 75B (gene LRRC75B). The transcript is spliced from 4 exons. The coding region runs from base 1 to 1023 and encodes 340 amino acids. The record is from RefSeq and is a predicted model, not a curated record. NCBI's taxonomy places the organism in Eukaryota, Metazoa, Chordata, Aves, Piciformes, Indicatoridae.
AUGGGCUCCCGGCUGAGCCGGCAGAGCAGCCUAGAGGAGGAGAGCACCGAGGAAUCCAGCGCCAGCAAGCUGGAGAGCGGCCGGGGCGACUUCCACCUCUCCUCCCUGCUCCUCCACCCGCAGAAGCUGCCCGGGGUGCUGCGCAAAGCCUCGCCGGCGCCCUACGUGCGGCGGGUGGGGUGGCUGCGGGAGAUCCAGGCCACCAUCCGGGAGCACAAGCGGGACCACGCCGUGCACAUCCUCAGGCUGCUUCGGAAGGACCUGGGACUGGAAGGGACAUUCCUCAAUGAAGUGCUCUACAAAAAUGCAACUUUCCUCAACUUGGUGGAUCCCAUCUCCCAUGACUUGCUGAUGAGCCUUGCUAGAGAUUUGCAGUGUCCCAAAAAGGAGUACGACCCCUGGAAGUCCUCGGACAGGAUCUGCAGGCAGCUGAUUUACCACCUGACCCCCCACUCCAAAUGGCACCAGCACGGCGUGCCCCGCAGGAAGUCCCAGAUGUGCCUGAAGACCAGCCUUCAGAAGAAGGUGAGCCAGGGCUGCAUGGAUCUGUCGGGGAUCCCGCUGAGCUCGCAGGACGUCCACCGCAUGGCCUACUUCCUGCAGAGCAAGGGGCACCACCUCACCUCCGUGGACCUGAGCUUCACAGAGCUGAAUGACGACAUGGUGCGGCUGCUGCUGCCCUUCCUCUGGGCACUGCCCAGGCUCACCCACCUCUCCCUCAAUGGCAACCGCCUGACGCGGGCCACCAUGAAGGAGCUGACCGACGCCGUGAAGGACAUGAGCAAGUUCCCUCGCCUGGCCUGGGUGGACCUGGGCAACAACGUGGACGUCUCCUGCAUGCCGCAGCCGCUGCUGGUGGGCCUGCGCAAGCGCCUCAGCCAGCAGACCACGCUGCCAACCAUCUACGAGGCACUCGACUGCGACGCGGAGAGCGCCGGCGGGCACGAGGGCAGCCAGCCAGGGAGUGGAGCGGCGGCCAGCGCCCCGCCACGUGCUUUUCCUCAGCGGAGCUGCGAGAGGUGA